AUGUUUUACUGGAGAAAUGACUUGAGAAUUCAAACAUUAAAUGCAUUGAAUAAUUGUGUAUUUAUAAAUUACAGUGAAAUAAUUUCACUAAUUUCAAAAUAUUCUCAAAAAAAUACAUUUUUAGAAAUAAAAGAAAGGUUAACUCUUCGUUAUAUAAAUAAAACUUUUAAAAAAUUAAAAAGAACUCUUCCUAAUAUUGUAGAAAAUUUAAAUAAGCUCAAUCUAUUUGAUAAAAACGAAUGUUUAAAACAACAAUUAAAUGAAAAAUUAAAAUACCAAAAGAAAUUAGAGCUUGAAAUAGAGAGAUUAAAGAAUUUAAAAAAUAAUUCAUUUGGUGAUGAUAAAAAUAAUCUUGAAAAAAAUUUAAAUAAUAUAAAUGAAGAGUAUAAAAACAUUAGCGCUACAAUUGAAGAAUUAAAUUUAUCUUUAAAUAAUACUCAAUAA
Strongyloides ratti is the source of this 444-nucleotide messenger RNA. RefSeq lists its product as hypothetical. The record is from RefSeq and is a predicted model, not a curated record. The transcript has a single exon. NCBI's taxonomy places the organism in Eukaryota, Metazoa, Nematoda, Chromadorea, Rhabditida, Strongyloididae. Bases 1 to 444 code for a protein of 147 amino acids.